This is a messenger RNA of Mytilus californianus (California mussel), 1342 nucleotides long. RefSeq names its product pleckstrin homology domain-containing family B member 2-like. Lineage: Eukaryota; Metazoa; Mollusca; Bivalvia; Mytilida; Mytilidae. The coding region runs from base 94 to 1080 and encodes 328 amino acids. The record is from RefSeq and is a predicted model, not a curated record. The transcript is spliced from 9 exons. Gene Ontology annotation, cellular component: membrane. Gene Ontology annotation, biological process: regulation of cell differentiation.
UAGAGAGAGUGAAUCAACAAAGAUUUUUUUACGACAACAUUUCCCCAAUCUGUCCUUAUAGAGUCAGAGAUAUCCUUUCGGAAAACUGUAAAUAUGAAUAGUAUUGUAAAAAGUGGAUACUUGAAGAGACAUAGUAAAAGUUUCCUGUCAGGAGGCUGGAAUAAUGUAUGGGUUGUGUUAUACAAUGACAGUAGUUUGUGUGUUUAUAAACGACAGGGUGAUAAUGAGAUUAAAGCAAAGGCUUACAUGAAGGAAGUAUGUAAACGCUUUGCCUAUGGAGACUUUACAGAAGGAAUGUUAGAUAGACCUGAUAUACCAGCUGGGUAUAGCUAUAAACAAAUGAUAGCUAUACCAGUCAAACCAAGUCAUAAGGCUAAGGUCCUGUGGUUUCUGUGUAGGGAUGAGGCAGAACUGAGUGAAUGGAUGCAAGCAAUAUGCAGUACUCUCCCUCAACCAAGUUCUAAUCAACAGGGUCCACCACCCCAACAGCCCAUGCAUCAACAAGCUCCAGUCCACUCAGCACCUCCACCAUACACACCUGGACCAGCUCCAUAUCCUGCCCAGGCUCCAGGAGGUCCAGCUCCUAUAGGAUUUGCUGGUUUAACAGGUGGUCCUCCCCCUAGUGGAUACCCUGGUUACCCACAGCAACCAGUAGCUCAGCCUUAUCCUCAACAGCCUUACUCACAAGGAUAUCCACAGAGUUAUCCCACACAACAGUAUGCUCCUCCACCGCAACCUGUAUACCACCAGCAAGGGUAUGCUCCACCACCACAGGGAUACAGUCAGCCUCCUCCAGGAGCCUAUGGGUACCAGCAGCAACCAGGUUAUUACCAACAACAACCAGUUGUAGUCCAGCAACACCAUAAGAAAAAAGGGGGUCUAGGCAAUAAAGGCAAACUCGCAGCAGGUUUGGUAGGUGGUGCUGCCCUGGGAUAUGGAGCCAGUAGGAUGAUGGGUGGGGGAUUUGGAGGAUUUGGAGGUCCAUUCGGAGGAUUCGGUUUAGGUCACCAUGGAAGUUGGAGUUCUUUAAGUAGUUUUGGUAGUUGUGGUAGUUUUGGAAGUUUUGGCAGCUUUGAUUAAUAUUGAACAAGAUACAUAACUAAAUACUUUGUUAAAAACUGGCUGUGCUUGAUGAUCUGCAAAGAAGAAUAGCAUUUGUGUAAACCUAUGAAAUCUGAAGGAUUUUGUCUGAUAUAGAUACGUAUAUAAAAAACCUAUAUGUAGGUGUAUGUAUAUAUAAACAAUAUAAGGUCAAUGUCAGAAAAUAUCCACUUUUUUGUAUGAGGCUAAGAAACAAAUAGUUUUGUGCAGAAUGCAAAAACAUUGAUAUUUUUAUACGACC